CCCAGCAUCUCCUCUCUCCUCCCCCUCCCCCCGGAGCUGGCCGUGCAGUGUACCCUCCGUCUCACACCCGGUCACACAGCCCGCUCCCUGCGCCCGGUAUCUCCGUUAUGUUUUGGUAGAAAAAUGAUCCUGUUACCGCAACACGAUUCAGUCCACAACCAUAACUUUCUCCGAAAGAUUUAUUUGGAAUAUCAGCCAGGAAACUGAAAAUCAUCCUAUCAGCUGAGGAACUUGGACCCAUCGCUUUGUCAGAAUCAGGACAACAAACCAUUGCUCCAUUAAAGACCUCGACCCAAGAGCUAUCGCACAAUCUGUACAAGAACCAUAUGAUAUUCCCAUUACUCUCUCAGGGGUCUGGAUCCCAGUACCACUACCCUACCAGCGACUGAGACCUCAGAACCUAACCUUUAUUCUACCAGAACUUCCUAACCCAUCAGGAACCAGCUACUGUAAAGAUUAACGACAAUGAAAUCUGUCAGAGCAGUAGUUGUUUUCCGACGGCCAAAAUGAACAGUAAACAAGGAUGGAGAGCUGGUGCAGUGUUCCUUACCGUCAUGUUCUGCUUUGGAAUGUUGUGGUAUCUACACCUGGAGACGUACAUUCCAAGGUCUUAUGUCCAUUUCCGAGCAAUGUGCUCUCCAGGUGAGCUAACUGCAAAAGCGGCCUCUCUGAUCAGCAACUACUCCAGGAAUCAUCCAGUCUUCCUGCAGCUCAGUGACUACUUCUGGGUGAAGAACGAGUCCACGUACGCUUUGCCAUACGGCACAAAAGGCAGCGAGGAUCUGCUGAUGAAAUUUCUGGCUCUAACAAACCGGUAUCAUGUGCCACAGGAAAUAGAGAGGUUGCAGUGCAGACGGUGUGUUGUGGUCGGCAAUGGCCAUCGGCUAAAAAACAGCUCCCUGGGUGAAAUCCUUAAUAAAUAUGAUGUGGUCAUCAGGUUGAACAACGCCCCUGUGCACAAGUACGAGAAGGACGUUGGCAGUAAGACCACCAUGCGCUUCUUCUACCCAGAGUCUGCUGAUUUUGAUGUCCAAUUGGAUAACAAUCCAGACACUUUAUUGGUUCUGGUGCCAUUCAAGCCCCUGGACAUCCAAUGGAUGAAGAUCAUUUUAAAUAAUGAAAAGAGGGUCCGUAAAGGUUUUUGGAAAAUGCCCCCUAUAAUUUGGGAAGUGGCUCCUCAGAAUACGCGCAUCUUGAACCCUUACUACAUGGAAGUGACUGCCACAAAAAUUCUAGGUCCUUUGCUCUCCAAUAGGACACAGUCCAAAAAAAUGACCGUUAAACCGACUACGGGAAUGCUAGCCAUCACCUUUGCCCUCCACUUCUGUGACCAGGUUCACAUUGCAGGGUUUGGGUACCCGGCGCUCAGCAACAAAAAGCAGCCCAUUCACUACUACGAGAAGGUGACCCUGAAAUCCAUGGCUGUGUCAGGACAUAACAUCACGCUUGAAGCCUUGGCAAUAAGGAAUCUUCUUCAGCACAGACUUGUUCACAAUCUGACUUAUUUCUGAAGAUGGGAUUGUGUAUGUGGAAUAUCUACAAGCCUCUACCCUGUGGUGCGAUCCAGAGGGCAGUAUGCUGGACACGCUGCCCCGUGCCACCUUUAAGUCAGUGAAAGGAACAUUUUUGCAAAACCGUGGCGAAACAUUUCACAAAUGGGACUGGAGAACGCAUUCAGACUAGGGUAAAUACCCAGUUAUAAGGACUUCGGGCAUCUAGCAAUGGAACUUGAAAAGGACUAACAGAUGCCAUUUUAUUGACGCAGCCUUUUGUAAUUUUUUUUUUUUAUAUAAAUUAGAGAUUUAUUUUCAAUUUUGCCGACCAACUCUUAACUCCUGGCGUGAAGAACCGCGGUUACGAGUGGUUUUAUGCCAAAUGCGCAGGCCUCUACACAGGCAACAGACGUUUUACUGGCUGGGAUUGGCCGUUAUCAGGAUUCAUACUCUGCCGGCUGUGAUCCCUAUAAAGAGGAGUUUUUUUUAUUGCCCUCUUCAUGUUUACUAUUUGUAACGGUUACCUGAGAAACUUGGGACACAACGCAAUGAUCUCCUCAAGCAAGGAGCAGACUCUGCGCCCGGAGCGGUGAAGAAGGGGCAGGCCCCCCUUCCGGUGCCAUCUCCUUCUUUGUCGGGGUUCUCAUAUGCUUGGGGAAAGGAAGGAAGGGGGGGGGGAAUACAUUUUCGUUCGUUUUGCAAAAUACAACAAUGCCCCCUUUAUAGCAAAACGAUAAAGGUAACCACAUGCUGCUGGUUUUGUGUUAUUUUAUUUUGUUGUCUGCUAUUGGUAGAAUGGGAAGAGGAGCCAAUAUUAAAUAUUUUUCUCAUA
This is a messenger RNA of Pseudophryne corroboree (corroboree frog), 2325 nucleotides long. RefSeq names its product CMP-N-acetylneuraminate-beta-galactosamide-alpha-2,3-sialyltransferase 4-like. The record is from RefSeq and is a predicted model, not a curated record. The transcript is spliced from 12 exons. Gene Ontology annotation, molecular function: beta-D-galactosyl-(1->3)-N-acetyl-beta-D-galactosaminide alpha-2,3- sialyltransferase activity; beta-galactoside (CMP) alpha-2,3-sialyltransferase activity. NCBI's taxonomy places the organism in Eukaryota, Metazoa, Chordata, Amphibia, Anura, Myobatrachidae. Bases 507 to 1511 code for a protein of 334 amino acids. Gene Ontology annotation, biological process: glycolipid biosynthetic process.